AUCUUUCUUUCAAUUGAAAUAAAAAACCAAUCUUUCUUUCUCUCUCUAAAAAAAACAAGAAAUGGGUAACUAUUUGUCAUGCACUUACAUCUCUCCAAAAAUGAGGAUACCAAAAGCAAUCCGCGUGAUUCUUCCCGGCGGCGAAAUCAGGCAGUUCCGGCAGGUCAUGAAGGCGGCGGAGAUGAUGGUUGAAUUUCCAAGUUUCUUCUUGGUCAACUCUAGGUCGUUGACUAUUGGCCGGAGAUUUCAGCCGCUGGCGGCGGAUGACGAUUUACAGUUUGGUAAUAUCUAUACAAUGUUUCCCAUGAGAAGGGCACAUUCGAUGGUUAUGGCAGCUGAUAUGGCCGUGUUUUUCAUGGCCGGAAAUGCACCGGCGAAGAGGAUAUUGGGAAAAGUGUCGCCGGAGACGGAGGUGGUGGCGGCGCCGGAGAAGGAGGAGGAAGUUAGUCAGCCACGGCUGAGCUUGGAUGGAUGUGAGGGGUUUCCGAUGCCGGAGUUAAAGUAUAAAUUGGCCAUGUGUAGAUCAAGAAAACCUAUGUUGGAUACAAUUACCGAAGAACCCAUCCGAUCUAGGUGAUGUUUGUUUAGAUGUAAGGGUAAAAGAGGGAAAAAAAUAUAGAAUUCUAAGUUAUGGUUUUUAAUUUUUGUUUGUUUUCAUUCAAUUUUAAGAAGACAAAUUCAAUGUCACACACAUAUAUAUAUAUAUAGUUGUUAAUUGAAGGGUAUUCUAUGGUUAU
Messenger RNA from Impatiens glandulifera, 737 nucleotides. RefSeq lists its product as uncharacterized. The transcript has a single exon. The record is from RefSeq and is a predicted model, not a curated record. NCBI's taxonomy places the organism in Eukaryota, Viridiplantae, Streptophyta, Magnoliopsida, Ericales, Balsaminaceae. The coding region runs from base 62 to 577 and encodes 171 amino acids.